Messenger RNA from Saprolegnia parasitica CBS 223.65, 1851 nucleotides. RefSeq lists its product as hypothetical. Gene Ontology annotation, molecular function: structural constituent of nuclear pore. Gene Ontology annotation, biological process: mRNA export from nucleus; protein import into nucleus; positive regulation of DNA-templated transcription. Gene Ontology annotation, cellular component: nuclear pore outer ring. The coding region runs from base 34 to 1851 and encodes 605 amino acids. NCBI's taxonomy places the organism in Eukaryota, Oomycota, Saprolegniomycetes, Saprolegniales, Saprolegniaceae. The record is from RefSeq and is a predicted model, not a curated record. The transcript has 2 exons.
CCGUAUUACUAAAUCCAAGCAUCGACCGGAGACAUGGGCUGGCCCGCACCACCAACGACGGCGUCGACGGCCGACGUCGACAUGGAGAGCCCGGCGACCGUGGCGUCGACCCCGAGCCUGCACAUGCGCAACCUCGUCAACGAAUGCUUCCCCGUCUUCGAGACGCUGGCUCAGCGUAGCCGCUCGACGCACCCCGCGGAGCUGCGCCCGUUCGUGCUCGCAGCCUCCAAGCAGUACCGCGCCGCGAUGCGCACGUGUGCCAACGAUAUGGACACCAAGCAGCUCGACAUGGAGGCUGACCUCGUCCACAUCGUCAAAGCAUCGCUGGCGCUGCUCCACUUGUGCGAAAUCCUGUACCUCGAUGCGACGAAUGACUCGGUGCUCGCGUACGCCUUUGCCGAGUGGAUUCAAGAGCACUACGCGGCAAUGGAGAUUGAAGACAUGGACAUGACUUUUUUCGAACUCCAGACGCAGCUCGCCACGUCGGUCAGCAGCAACGUCGACUUGCCGCCCAAGUACUGGCCGACGAUCGUGCAGCUCAUUCUCGCGGGCCAUGGGCGCAAGGCAUGGGAGCUUCUGAGCCUCUACUCGCAUGCCAACUACUCGCUCGCAACGCUUGAACCCUUGCGUCAGGUGCUCAUCCACAUGCCGUCGCAGUCCUCCGACUCGUCGUGGCCGGCGUGGCACGACGCAUGUCGAACGCUAGCCGCCGGCGACCUCGCCAAGGACAUGCAUUUCAAAAUGAUCCUUCACGUGCUCACGCAUGGCGCGGAUGUGGCCGACGCGACGCCAUGGUACACGCAAGCGGUCGCCCGCUGCGUGCUCGACGACCCCAAGGUGCACCUCUCACGCACGGCGCAAUGCACGCGCCUCGUGACGCACCUCCGCGCGUCACUCUCGCCGCUCGGUCCGUUCGAGGAAAUGGUGGUCUCGCUGCUCGAGUUUGACUUGUCCGCUGCGCUUGAUGCUGUCCAGCGCAUGUGUGCGAGCGCCUUUCCCUUCUUCCCCGCGCAUCUCAUGGACCUUCUCUCGCAUGCAGGGCACGUCGCCCGCUCCGAGGCGUUCGUCCUCGCGUACGUCGACGCGCUCCUCGUCAGCGCCGACCCGAACGCGACGCUGCUCAUCGCGUACCUCGAGACGUGCCCGCUUGGCGGCGGCCCCGUCCUGCUCUCGCUCCUCGACGCGCAGCGCCGGUCGCCAACGCUCACGGACUUCAAGGCCGACAAGCUGCUCUUGCACGCGCAGACGUAUGGCCUCCGGCACUUUGUGAAGCAGUUGGCGCUGGACCGCGGCGCGUACUGGACGGCCAAGGGUCGAGUCGGCACGGCCAUGACGUGGCUGCUCCGCGCGCGGGAUGCCGUCGCCAUCGACGCGCUCUGCGAAGCCAACUGGCGGGAUGCGACGCGGCUGCAUCACAUUGCCGACGUGCUCGAAGCCUCGGACCAAGCCGACGCGACGGCAAUCACGGCUUUCACGGUCGCCUACCACGAGCUCCUCCUCGUGUUUAGCGACGUGGCCGAGCUUUCGCGUACGAAGCAUGCGGCGCUCGCCCAAGUGCAGCAAGAGGCCGCGAAGCGCCUCGGCAUGCUCUGCCGCAGCUGCGACAUUCCGACGUCCAUGUGGCCGACGAUCCUAUCGCUCGUGGACCAGCUCGUGCCGUUGCAGCCGCCCGUGUUUACAUCCUCGGACCUCUACGCGGUGCUGCAAGCCAUCCAGGACCAGAAGCUGCGCUUUGUGCGGCUCUCGGACGAGAAGAAGACGGCGACCGAAGGCGCUGUCGUCGCAGCCAGCCUCGGCGUCCAAAAGCAAAUCGCGCUCUGCUUGGCCAAGGCGCUCGUGCUCGACGUAUAA